Molecule: messenger RNA, 3606 nt
Organism: Chaetomium globosum CBS 148.51
Lineage: Eukaryota; Fungi; Ascomycota; Sordariomycetes; Sordariales; Chaetomiaceae
Exons: 4
Coding region: 1-3606 (1201 amino acids)
Source: RefSeq, a predicted model, not a curated record
AUGUCCUCAUCCCGCCCCGCCGUCACACCCACGACCUCGUCCUAUCCAUCGUCCGACGCCCUUUUUUCGAGCACGCCGCCGCCCGCCCCGUCCGCCUUCUCCGCUGGUCCUGGAUCCCACACGUCGCCGUCCCCCCGAUCCCGAUCCCGCCGCACCAACAGGAGCCGAGACCUGGCCAACCCUGGCUCGAGGAGCCACUUCUACCACCUCGACGCGAUCGACAACAAUCCCCCUGCAGACCCCGACCGUCCCUCGGCCCCCGCCGUUCAUCCUGCUACCACCUACUCGACAUUUCCCUCCAAUCCGCCCCGGAGCUCGUCUCUUGCCGGUCGCAACCCCCCACGCACCUCAUCGCUGUUGCCGCCCGCGAGAAUUGUUGUCGACCCGGGCACUCCCCACGCCGACGCUCCCGAGCUUCGGGAUCCGUUCAAUGACCCCCGACCGGCGCCCAAGAUCCCCGAUUCCGCCCGAGAUAGAGACUGGAAACACAAGAGGGGGCAUUCGCGGUCAAGCAGCGCCGGGGGCCUGAGCGACACUCUUCGCAACCUCAACCGCUGGUCGGCCUCGACGACUUCAAGUCGCGCAUCACAUAUUGCCGACUUCACUCGCCGGUUAAGGAAUCGGAACGAACCGGCCGCGACCACUACCCUCGCACCGCUCCAGAGUCUGCCCCAGAUUGCAACGGGGCCGUCGCUUGAGGACGAAGUUCUCGAAGCCCAUGCGUUGAGGCAGUUCUCUUUGGACCAGCCCGAACAGGCGCCAGAACCCCGACAGGACAGCGGCAGGUUUUGGGAUGACCAAAAAGACGAGGAAGAGGAGCAGGGAUCAUCAUCUUUUCAGGCGCACCUCGCCGAACCUCAGCCUGCCACGAUGGUUAUGAACGGUUCUACCAUGCCCUACACACAAAAUGGCCAGGUCAGGGGCCACUCACGCAGCCGAUCAACCGGGGCAAAAGGAAGCGCCGACACCACUGUCUCUUCGCGGAGCCGAGAUAGAGAUCGUGACCGUGAAAGGGACCGUGAUCGCCAGGGAAAGCCCAUGUCGCAAAAAGCAAUGUUGUCCAAAGCUCUGCAAAAAGCCAACACCGCCGUUCAACUGGACAAUGCGCAAAAUUUAGAGGGCGCUAGGAGGGCCUAUGCCGAAGCAUGUAGUGUGCUGCAGCAAGUACUCCUGCGGACUUCUGGUGAGGAGGACCGGAGGAAGCUCGAAGCCAUCAUAACGCAUACAUGCCACCACCGCUCUCACCUCGACGACCACACUCUCCCGCCCGGCUUUCGCCACCGCCUGUCGAGCACGACAGCCCUCAACGCCCCCCCCCCAGAGCUGCCGGCCCAGAGCACCCAGUUAGCGCCGCCGCUCCCGCACUUGGGACAUAAACGAGCAGGCAGCCACGAGUCGGUCUCGUGGCUGGAUCCAAUCGACGAGUCCGAGCAUUCGAGCGUAACGUCAGUGCAUUCGCGUUCCUCUUCCCGGGUUGUACGUAAGCACAUACGAGCUGCCAGCGGCGCCACGGAAGCCGAGUUCGACGCAGCUUUGGACGACGCCAUCGAGGCCGCAUACGACGAUGGAUAUGACCCAGAAGCGCAAUACUCCGAGCACCUAUUUCACGAUGCCCAAGUGGAUCCCAUCGCGAACACACUGCGGCGAGUGGAGAUCGCCAGGGAAUUAGUGCGUGAAUCCGAAAGAGAGGCGCUGGAGCUUGCAAACGAGCGUGAGCAAAGACUACGGCGACAACAACAACUGGAGGAUGAGGAAUACCGCAGGCAGGAGGCUAUCGGCGAGGAUGAAUUUUACGACGGCAAUGACUCGGAAGAGGAUGAACGACUGCUGGAGCAGAUGACGCAGGGCAAUACCAUUCAGGACUUUUCGUUUGGUGUCCAGUCGAGGCCACCGGUCCCGCGAGAAUCCGACUCGAGCGGCAUGACCGGCCGGACCUGGCACAGCUCCAUGGGAUCUAACCCGGCUACUGGAACCACGCUUCUCACCCCGGUAAGCGAAGAUAACGGUCUCCCGCAUCCAUCAGGCCCAUUGCCGGCGUUGCCACCCCACGCCAUGGCUCCGCUUCCCCCGCCUCCCACUUCCGCGGGGUCCCAGGGCUCCGGCCAAAGCGUCCGGAACAGGCGGCUGUCGGGUCAAAACCCGAAAGAGCUCAAGAUCGAGACAACUCAGCUUGCCCCGACAGCACCAGCAACAGCCGGGCCGGCAAUCCCAUCCAUGCCAAAGGCGGGCAGUUACAUCGUACAACAACGUCAAGCUCUAUCCGCUGGCCCCAACCGGACGGCGGGUCCUUUUUCUGCGAGGCUCGGCCCGUCCCCUAUUCCUGGAACCCUCGACGAAGAGCCAGACGACACACCGCUACCACCGCUGGCCUUUUCGCAGGAAGACUACUCACGCGUGGGGACCCCGUCGGUCGUGAGACCCAAUCUCCGGAAGAACUACUCCGCUUCCUCCCUCAAAAGCCUAAAGACACGCAACCUCUCCAUCUCGCACAUGGAAGAAACACCAGACCACUCUCCCGGCACCCCGUUGAGCACCCAGUUCGGCUCGCGGCUCCCCGCGAUGCCGUCGCUCCCGCCAGGCCUCGUCAAAGACCGCACCAACAGCGCCACUACCAGCGGCCUGCACCUUUUCGAGAACCACUUCCACUCCGCCGACGACCUGGGCUCCCCGAACCUGCUCCACCCCGACGCACCCGCGCCCCUCGAACCCUGCCCCAGCGACGUCACGCUCCGCCCCUUCUGGCUGAUGCGCGCGUUAUACCAAACACUGUGCCACUCGCGCGGCGGGUACAUCAGCACCAAGCUGUUCGUGCCGCGCGACGUGUGGCGCGUCAAGGGCGUCAAGCUCAAGGGCAUCGAGGACAAGAUCGCCAACUGCGACCUGCUGACCGCCGCCCUGCAGAAGCUGGCCCGCGUCGACACCUGCGACGCCGACGCCGUCCUCGAGGAGAUGCAGGCGCUUGAGGGCGUGCUUGAGCAGGUGCAGAGCAACCUGUCGCGGCGCUUGGGCAGUGACGUCGGCGUGCAGGGGGCGAGUGCCAUGUUCAAGGAUGCGGCGGCGGCGGCGGCCGGGGAUGGGACCGAUCCGGCGUCGAUGCCGCGCUCGGCGAGCGUCGCGGGCAAGGCGAGCAGCUUUUCGUGGAGGAGGUUGAGGAGCAAGAAUAGCUCGGCGAAUCUGCCGGGGCUGGCGACGGGGUAUGGUGGGAAGGGUGGGAGCGGUGGGAAUGUUGGAGGUGGGGCGAGCUCGACGAAUCUGAACGAGGGCAUGGGCAAGGAUAUGGUCAUUGCUAGCUUGCCGAUGACCAGCCAUCCGACCAGUCGGCCGACGAAGCGGGAUCUGGGUGGUGUCGCGUUUGGGGGUCCCAAUGCGAAUUACAUGGCGUCGUUGGCUAGGUUGUUUGACGCCGCGCAGACAGUGGACCAAAUCGCGCGACAAGUCGACGAUCCGGGCUUGCGUCACGCCGACAAGACACAGGUCGGCAUCGAGCUGUGCACACGCCACGCAGCUGAGUUCUUUGCGUUUUAUGUCUGCCGGUUUGCGCUGGCCGACCUGACGCUCCUGUUAGACAAGUUUGUGAAGCGCGGCACCGAGUGGGUGCUGAUGUGA